Molecule: messenger RNA, 2524 nt
Organism: Salpingoeca rosetta
Lineage: Eukaryota; Choanoflagellata; Craspedida; Salpingoecidae
Exons: 1
Coding region: 283-2007 (574 amino acids)
Molecular function (GO): protein binding
Source: RefSeq, a predicted model, not a curated record
GCGCCUGCAGUUCCCAAACCAAACCAACAAACCAUCUGCUUGUUACCGUCCAUCGUUCGCUCGCUUGUGCUCGCGCUUGUUGCUUGCUUGCUUGCCUGCUUGCUUGCGCUCGCCAUCCAAGCAACCGAGCAACACCAACACCCCUCCCUUCCUUUGUUGACAAUUGUUCACUCGCCCGCGCCGACCUAAUCCCCCCCUCCUCCUCCGUGCUCUUGCUCGCUCACGGGUUACGCUUGCUUGACUUCCACAAACUUCCUUUCUUCGACGACCACUCCCACCACCAUGGAUCGCAUGGUGUGGUUGAUGCGCCAGAUGGGAGAGCCGAGGAGGGCCGACCCGGGCGACAUGGAGCUUGGCGAGGAUUGGCUUCGUGAGGAGGAGCGCGAGGACCAGCCACCGGCACCGCCACGAGCGCGACUUCGAGCAGAACCGCUGGCUGAGCCCUUUGAAGAGCCAUUGUGGAUGCGCCGCAGAAGGGCCAACCCGGCCAUGCGUCGUGCACAGAGUCCACAAACCGCGGAGCCACAGGAAGGCGAGUCUGUGGAGGCGCAGCUUCAGCGACGACGAAGAAUGAUUCCGCCGCUGCAACGCCGGUUGCCUCCCACAGUCGUCCGCGCACCCCACCCUCCACAUCCUGCACAAGCAGCGCCUGCCCCCCGCGCUGCAGAAGACCCACAACAAGCACCACAAACGCAAGCACAAACGCAAGCACAACAGCAAGAAGCACCACAAGCACAACAGCAACAGCAAGUACAACAGCAACCACAACAGGUGUUGAGGUCGGCGUCCGUGGCACUUACACGUGCCGGCGAGCCGAUGCGCGUCAACGCCGUCGUUCCACCAAAAGGGCGCGUUGGGCAUGCGCUAGUGCUUGUCGCCGGUCGGCUGCUGAGCGUUGGGGGAUCCUUCCGGUCCCUGGGCGGCGCGAACCAGGAGUUUCUCGGCUUCGACUGGGCCAAGUCUGCGUGGUACCGCCUCCCGUUGCGGGGCCCCACGGCUCGCCUGCAACGCACGGGCGCAUCCGUCACCGUGUACAUGGACCGGUACCUGGUCAUCUUUGGUGGGUUUGUGUCCUUUUGGGGCAGCUCGCACACACGGGACGUCUUGAUUGUGGACGUGCACCGGCAGGUGCUCCACGAUGAACGCUCCACCAUCACCAUCCAGGGCCCGCUGCCCCACCCGCGCGAUAAGCACACCGCCGUGUGCUACCAGGGCCGCAUGUACGUGUUUGGCGGCUGGGGCUCGGACGUGCCGGAGGCAGAGGGCUUCGUUCGCGCGGGCGUGGAGGAGGACGCGCCCAUGAGCUGCGGGUGGACCAACACCAUGCACUCGCUCGACCUCACUCCGCUGGACGCCUGGGACGGCGAGUCGAACAUCACGCUCACGUGGCGUGAGGAGGCGCCAACGGGCACCCCGCCAGCGCCGCGGGCCGCGCACUCCACGGCGCUGUAUGGGGACACGAUGGUCGUGUUUGGCGGGCGCACGCAGCCCAGUCGCACCAACGACGUGCACAGCCUGCACCUGCCCACCAUGCACUGGAGCGGGCCCUGGGAACUGACGGGGCCAACCAUCCCCGUGCGCUCGUGGCAGUGCGCCACGUUUGUUCCCCCGCACCACAUGUUCCUGCAGGGCGGCCUCAACAAGGACAGGCAGGUGCUCGCAGACACAUAUGUCAUUGACUUGCGCAACCGCCACGUGGAGCGGCUGCCGGACCACGGCCACAACCUGUGGCACGCGUCCGUGUACGUUGAGCCGUACGUGUACUACUUUGGCGGCUCGCAGACGGCGCUGCCACAGCACGGCAUGCACAACACGCUCUACCGCUGCUGCCCGCUUCAGCCCACGCUCACAGACCGGUGCCUGGAGGCGAUAGCCACCAUGGAUGAGGAGGACUUUGCGCGCAUUGAGCCCGACAUUCCAGAACUGUUUGUUGACCAAGUGCAUUUGCGUCGCACCACACACGUCGCCGCAGAACGCUGCCAGGUCGCAGAUGUGGCCGGCUCUUGAUGCUGCUGUUUUGUGUGUUUGUUUGUUUUGUUUGUUUGUUUGUUUGGUUUGUUUGUUUGGUUUGUUUGUUUGCUUGUCUGACUAUCUGUCGGUCGUUGUGUGCACGCACCUCUUCCUCGCCUGCCUCCUCUGCCCUCCUCCUCCCUCCACCCUGUCUUUCUUGUCCCUUUUUUUGCGACUCACUCUGCUUCUGUUUUGCUUUGCCGUCCAACCAUCAUACUGGCGUUGUUGUGUGUUGUGUUACCUUGGCUUAGACUGACGACCCGCACGCCCUGCGUUGCGUGUGCCUGCAUUGGUUGCUGCAAUGCACGUUCGUCAUGUGUGCGCUUGUGGCAAUCACGGCGUGCGUGCAGCGCGCACUAUCUGUUUGUACAUAAUCGAUUGAUUGGGCCCCGCUUGGUGCAAUGCCAUCCAUGAAUCCAUCCACCCGUUCAUUCGGGCAUUCAUUCCUUCACUCAUGUCAUGCAUUCGUUUACGCGCCCAGAUGCGCCGGCUUUAAUACAACAUAAUCUGCGUA